This is a messenger RNA of Scophthalmus maximus (turbot), 8371 nucleotides long. RefSeq names its product immunoglobulin superfamily, member 3 (gene igsf3). The record is from RefSeq and is a predicted model, not a curated record. Bases 1027 to 4197 code for a protein of 1056 amino acids. Lineage: Eukaryota; Metazoa; Chordata; Actinopteri; Pleuronectiformes; Scophthalmidae. The transcript is spliced from 9 exons.
UCCGUAGGGGGGUGGGGCCUGCCAGGCAGCACGCAGACAAGUUUUCAAACUGCCGGACAAACAAAAUUGACUCUGCCAAGCAGGAAACCGGGAAGUAGCGUCUGGAAAGGACGCGCUGUGUGUCCUCCUGGGAGCGGAUCAAAGCAGUGUAGUGUUCGAACUCAUGCGUAACGUGUUUAUUCAUUCUUUUCUUUUGGGGUUGGGCUGUUAAGUGAAGACGCCUUGUCGUAGAGUCGUGUGCGUCUAUGUUAGUGCCCAUAAAUCAGGACACACUUGCCACAGCGUGUUGGCGGCGGUGGGCUGAGGAGGAGCCAGCGUUUGGAGUUGGAAGUAUCCAGUGAUCAAUCCGCCUCAUGUGGAGCGCCCGCCCACUGGGCUUUCCGCGGAGCGAUAGUGGAGGACUGAUAACAGUCUGCGGGAUUGUGCCGAGGAGAAAGCCGCCGCCUGCCUCGCUGCCGUCGGAGACGGGGAAGGGGGCACUUCUCUCAAGGACUACGACUGCAGCCUGACUGUCGGAUCUCCGCAUUCCCCCGCGCGGAGCCAGGUCACUUGGGACCUCUUUUACCCCCCCCCCCCCCCCCAUUCUUGUCGCCGAGGAGCCUGCGAGCGUGAGUCGCCUCCGCAGCCGUGGGUUGGGUCGCCCGGGCGCCAGGCGCACGCACACGUCGGCGGCGAUAAGAAGCACAGAGGUGAGAGUGGAGGAGGACGGACAGGGGAAGCAUCAGCCCCAGAUCUGUUUUUGUUCCCCCCCCCCCAGCAGCAGAAGGAGGAGGAGGAGGAGGACACGGGAGAGGUGAGUCGGACGCCCGCUGUGGAUUUGACUCUCAACGAGCCUCGGCUGCUUUUUUUUUUCUUCUUGUCGCCCGGGAUUUGUAGAUCAUCUUCUUCUCCUCCUCUCUGAUUCAGGACCGGCGGUUAACCACAUUGUCAAACCCCGACCAGACACCGCCUCCUCGACCAAAGGGAAUAGCUGUUGCAAGCGGAUCUGCGGACACACACACACACACACACACACACACACACACGAUGGCAACCGGUGCGCUCCUCGUCGCCUGCGCGCUGCUUGCCGGCGUUGCCGUGGCUCAGAGAGUCGUGACGGUGGAGAGUGGACCCCUGGUACGGACUGAGGGCUCCCACGUGACCAUCUGGUGCAACGUGACGGGCUACAAAGAGGGGGUGGAGCAGGACUUUGAGUGGUCCAUGUACCUGGCAGCGGCGCAGGACCGGGAGAUCCGCAUUGUGAGCACGGCUCAGCCGAACUAUGCCUACGCUGUGUACGCCCAAAGGGUGAAUAGUAAAGAGAUCUUUGUGGAGAGGCUUAGCCGCGACUCAGCUGUGCUCCACAUCACCAAAGUGCAGGCCAAGGACCAGGGUCUGUUUGAGUGUUACACGCCCAACACAGACGGGCGCUACCUUGGAUCCUACAGCGCACGCACCAACCUCACUGUCAUCGCUGACUCAUUGACGGUAUCGGCUCCAGCCCAGACUCUGUCCAAGGUGGAAGGGGACACACUGCAGCUCACCUGUGAGGUGUCCCGGACCACAGAGCAGCACACUCACUUGUCAGUGGGCUGGUACCUGCGAUCUCCGGAGGAUGCGACUGCCCCGCCUCAGGAGCUGGUCACCUUGUCGCGGGACUUUGUCCUCCGCUCUGGCGGACCGUACCGGCAGAGGAUGGCGGCGGGGGACCUCAGGCUGGAUAAAACCAGCGCCACAUCCUACAGGCUGACCAUACACAAGCUGCAGCCCGUGGACCAGGGCCUGCUCUACUGCCAGGCUGCGGAGUGGAUCCAGGACACAGACGGCAGUUGGUUCGCCAUGACCCGCAAGCAGAGUGAAAAGAUUCAGCUCCGCAUUCAGCCCACCGAUCGGGACUUCAGCAUCCAGGUGAGCACGGAGCGACGGUCCUUCACGGCCGGUGAGCCGCUGGAGCUUCGCUGCACCAUUGAGGCCCAGAAUGUCCCCGAGCGCUUCUUCUCGGUGUCGUGGGUCUUCAGCAGCUCACCGGUGGCCGUGGUGGGCCCCAGUGCCGUGCCUGUCCUGGGCCCCGAUUACGUCGCCCGCGAGGCGGCUGGUCACAUGACCAUACGCAAGGAGAGCACCAGUGUGCACCUGCUCAAGCUGCAGCACCUACGCCCGGAAGAUGCCGGGAAGUACAUCUGCCGCGUGACCGAGCGGGAGAAGACCCCCACGGGAGACUUCAUCGACCGCAGCAAGAGGUCUCGCAACGUCCAGAUCACGGUCCAGCCGCUCAAGAGCAACAUCACUGUGUCGUUGUCCAGCAACUCUUCAGAGGUCCUAGAGGGCGACGCGAUCCAGUUGACCUGCUCGGUCCAGUCCACUACAGGGCCGCUGUCCGUCGCCUGGCAUUGGACAGAUAAGCAGACGACCGAACUGACCCAGGAGGUGGCCUCCGUGGACCGGGACGGCACGGUUUGGCACAGCCCCACCUACAGGGAGCGCUCCAGUUACGGGGAGAUACGCGUGGAGAGGGUGCGAUCAGACACAUUCUCUCUGUCCCUGUACAACGCCUUACCGGGGGACGAGGGCCAGUACCGCUGCACGGCCACUGAAUGGUUUCAGACGGGCACCGAGCCGGAGCUGAACUGGGAGAAGAUAGGCGAGAGGUCGGCCACCAAGACGGUCACCGUCAAGACUGUUGAGUCCUCCUUCAUGGUGUCAGCCUCAUCACGAACACCGUCUGUGACCUUUGGAGACUCAUUUGACCUCCUGUGCCUGGUCAAGCCCAGACACAACCCUCGCGUUCCCACUUCCGUCACCUGGCGCUUCAUGCCGGCUGGCUCAGAGGCUGAUGACGAGGAUGUGGGAGAGUUCAAAGAGCUGGUGACUUUCACCCGAGAGGGGACGCUGCAGUGGGGUGAGCAGUUGCUCGGGCUGGGCACCCGCACCACAGUGGACCGGUCCCACUCCAACACCAACUUCCGUCUGUCAGUGACCCGUGCGGGGCGCCGCGAGGCGGGCAAGUACCAGUGCAGCGCUGUCCUCUGGAGGAGAAACUACGACAACAGCUGGAGCAGAGUGGCCAACCGCACUUCUAACCUGCUUGGCAUCAGUGUCCUGCAGCCAGAAAGUAAGCUCCGAGUGCAAAAGAACAACCAGUCUCAGGUGUACCCGGAGGACAGCCGUGUCAGGAUCAAUUGCUCCAUCACCUCCCAGACCAGCCAGGACUCCCAGCAUGCUGUGCUGUGGUACGUGAGGCGCGCGACAGGGUCAGAAGCUGACGAGCUCCUGUUGAGAAUUGAACGCUCGGGGGCCUUUGAGUAUGGCGCCUACGCAGAGGAGGAGAGGCUGCGGCGUCGUGUGCAGGCCGAGAGGCUGUCAUCCCGCUCCUAUGUGCUGACGCUGAACAGGGCUGAGAGCAGCGACUCUGGGACGUACUACUGCCUGGUGGAGGAGUGGCUGAGUGACCCAGAUGGAACCUGGUAUCGACUCUCCCGGGAGCCCUCGGGGUUCACGAAGGUUCUGGUCAGACAGCCAGAGAUUCGACUGCAGGUCGAGGAGUUGGAGUCAAACGUGACGGUGGAAGAGUCCGGUUCAAUCCGACUGGGCUGUAGCAUUCCUUUCCAGUCGUCCCGAGACUCCCGCUUCUCCGUGUCGUGGUACGUGGAGCACGCCGAGGACGAGGACAGCGAGGACCAGCCGGUUCAGGAGGAAAGGGAGCGGGAGUGCGUGUUCUCCAUUGGCCACGAUGCCGUUUUUGGAAAUGGAAACUGCAGCCCUAGAGAGGAGGCCGGGCCUAAUUCCCGCCUGCAGUUUGAGAGGAUGGCGUCCGACCAGUACAGCCUGACCAUUCAAGGGGCCCGGCCAACAGAUGCAGGCCGAUACUACUGCCACGUAGAGGAGUGGCUGCUCAACCCCCGCAAUGCAUGGUACCGACUGGCCACCAACAACUCUGGGUUCACUAUCGUCAAUGUACUGCAACAAGUGUCCAGCCUCCAGUCCGUGGUGUGCUCCAACGAGUCCCUCUUCUACUUUGUCUUCUUUUACCCCUUCCCCAUCUUCGGGAUCCUGCUCAUCGCCCUGCUGCUCGUGCGCUACAAGAGCCGCAGCAACAGCAAGAGCCAGGAAGGCAAAAACGGCGCCCCCCUCCUGUGGAUUAAAGAACCCCACCUCAGCUACUCUCCCACCUGUUUGGACCCACCUGCACUCAGCCUGCACCCCGGCUCCGUUGACUAAGCGAGGGUGCCCCCUCCGUACUGUCCCGCACUCACUGCGGAUCCAGCCAACACAAUGCCAGGGAGCAAAACGGACUCCACCUUCAGACCUUACUGUCGUUCACUGCGUUGUUGAAUUAGUCAAUCAGUUGAUCAGUUUAAAGAUUCCUUCCCUGAUUGCUGCCUGUUUUAUGUUAACAACUGUGUGUCUCUGGGUGCGUGUGGGUGUGUGGACUAGAGUGAGUGUGCCAUGUUAGCACAAUUAAUUGUAUGAGUGCAAAUUGAAGGACAAGAGAGUAUCACAAGCCUCUCUCUCUCUCUUUUAUUUAUUUUUUUUUCUGCAAAACUUAAUCUCAUAGCUGCAUUUUGAUUUUUAUUACUCUGAAUAUGUGUCUAUUUUUCAAAAGAGAAGAAAACUGCGCAAAUGAGAUCGCCGGCCAAUCCGGGAAGAAGAUUUAAGAGAGGGAACUCUAUAAUGGACUCUGGCACUGAGCGGAUGCCAAAAAAAAAAAAGUCUCCGCGCUGAUCCAAGUGAGGCCACAGCCUGGCCCACUAUGUUGGUUGCCAUAGUGAUGCUCUGUGCCCCCUGACUUCGUAGCUGAUGACUUGGUUUCCAGCCUGCAUAGAGACAAAGGCAAGGACACACAAGUCUGUGUCCGAAGUGAGGAUGUGUGUAUGUGUGUUGGCCCACCUGCCUCCACAAUGAAUUUGCCUUGGCAGACAGAAACAGGUCCUGGUGCGCCACUUAAACACUGCCAGACACUCUGGCCUUAGCGAGAGACUGCUCCGCUCUUCUCUUCUAUCCUCCUCCUCUCCCAAAAGGGAACGGCGAGAGAAAGCGAGGGAGGGAGGUCAGAAAUGAUGGAGAAUAAAUGAACAGCUCUCUCCUGCUGAGGAUAUACGUUCUUCAACACAUGGGAUUUUUUCCAGUACCAUGUCCUCCUUUUUUCCACGCUGUCCUCUGCAGCCAGUAUUUGAAGUUUUAAAGUGUGGAGAGAAAGCUGAUUGGCUCCGAGGCAGAUUGUGAAUAUGUCUGUUUACCGCCUGCUGUGGGUUUAUGGGCCUUGUGGGCAAAAAGGGCGAUUCUACACCCAUGUUAAAUCAGUUGAAUUGUCCUUCAUAAAUUGCACAGCGGGGGUCAAUGACUGAAAUUGAAUUCUUGCACAUUUCUUUAAGUUGCCCAGUAUGACCACUCUGCUGUCCCAUCUUCAGAAGAUAUCAGAAGCUCAAAAGAUGCAUAUAAGUUUAAAGAUCUGUUAAGAGCCACACUUCAGAUUACUAAUGUGUAGAUGUGUAGUGAAAACACUCUAAAAAUGUACUCUGCACACUAUAAGGAAACAAAUUGUCUUUUGUGUUUAUUUUAAAGAUUUUUCUAUUUAUUGUUUUAUACUACUUUGCAGAGCUUUGUAAGAUUUUUUUCUUUUUGCUUUGAAAUUCUCUAAAAACGUGCUGCUUGUGUUGCCAGGCAACUGCACCAAGCAGAUUAUGUCAAUAGCCUUGUGUGUUGGCAAUGUGGUAGAUGUAGAAAUGCUAGAUUUGUCCUGCGCAUUGCAGUCUGUAGCAUUUCACACCAGAUUGUUGAGUUUGGUCAGUGUCAAAACACUGUAUAUCUAUAUCUAUAAUGGAAUUUAACUGUGGCUUUACAUGUACAGUAGUUGAACAGACAAGUCACAAAAUGGAUUCACUUAAUGCUUUUUUUUUUUGCUUGAGUCGCAUUUAUUUAGUGAAAUGUGAUGUAACACCUGCGUAGGAUGUUUGAUCCGAGUCCACCGAAACUGAACUGUUACCACGUCGUCUUCUAAUCAUGGAUUCUAGCUGAAGGUGCGUCCCUUCAGUUCCCCCUGACAAAAGGCAGAAGGGUUGAAAAUCAGUCACUUUCCCCUGGAAUGCAACGGCCCGGGGACGUGAGGAAUCCUUUACCUGACCCGGGCCGAAACCCUUUCACUGCCAGACUGGACAUGAACACUCUUGGAAGAAAAGAAUUGACAUUGUUGUCUCAAUUGUGUCAAACAUGUAUAUUGCAUGAGUAUUGCAGGAGGAAUUUUGAUGUUUUGUAAACUUUGAACUCUUUGAGCAUUGUGUUUGUGUGACAGAGCAGUGCCCAACCCCCUCUCCCCCGAGCCAACACAAAGCCCCCCCCCCCCCCCCCCCCCCCGACUGCCAAUGAUGCCCAUUGAACCUAUGAAGUAAUCUAUGACAAGAAUGGGUGUUGUGGAGAUUGUGGUGUUCUUUUUUAAAGCCUUGCUUUCAUGCAGCACUUCAUUAAACCGAUUUAUGCCAUAAAAAUCCAAAAAGUACGUAGCCGAUACUGACACAAGCCACGAGUUCUGCUAUUUCAACGUGCGUCGCCGUUUUUCAAGGAAGUCGGUCCAUUACAAGUAGACCAGACCGUUGCCAAGUGGAGAAGAGCUGGGACUGUUUAGUCGGGGGAGUCAGAAAUGUCACGAAUGUGCAGCGAAUUCAGCUACAACUAAAUCGAUCGAUGUAAAAGAAAAGGCCCAUCAUUUACCUGCCUGUCUAAUCAUUCAUAACCACGUGUUUCCUUUUCUUUUCUUUUUUUCAUAAAAGAGCCACUGAUGUGAAUUCAUAAGUUUGGUCAGUUUGCACACGGCAUCAGUUAGGUAUAAGGUGCCGGACAAAAGCAUCAUACAAUGGGGAAAAAGAUAGUCCACACUGAAUAUUGCAAGCUCCCAAGUAGUUGAUGAGGCAACAUUUCAACUAGAAAGGUCCCACCCCCAUGUGGGAAAAGAAAGGUUUGAAAAGUCCAAUUACAAUUAGGAGAAAACACCUGAUACGAAAACCUGCUAUGAACAAAAACAUUACCCACUAUUUUCCUAAAACUGGGUGUAUUUUUGACAAAUAUACAACAAUAGAAAUAUGCACAAUGUUGUAAUUGUGCAUGAGAAAGAUACAUUUGUAAAUAGUCGGUUUGUUUUCUGCAUCUGCAUUUGUAUAUAAAGUAAAUCCACUUCUUCCCUUACGUUACAAAACGUUUUGUCCAAAGCGACUUACGAGUGCAUUCAACCGUGAAGAUAUUUCCCAGAAAGUGAAAGAAUCGUGAGAGUAAAUUAACAUUUACUAAACGGGCAAAAACAGCUUCAAGUGCUCCAUUUCAGAUUAUUUAUUUUGUAUUAGUAUUUUUUUAUUCAAGGACUAGGGUGCAGUCUGAACAGGUUGUUUUUUCAGUCUGCUACGGAAACAUUGCAGGGAUUCUGCUGCCCUGUUGUCAAUGGCGAGCUCGUUCCACCUUUGAGGAACCGGUACAGCAGGCGGACGGGAUUUAGUUGAGCGGUGGCUGCCCGCCCCUCGCAGUGAGGGAGCAGCAAGCCCUUUGGCAGUGGCAGCGCACAGUAGUGGACGGGCUGUGGAGUGGGGGUUAACCAUGGUGUUUGCCUAACAAAGACCUUGGUGGUUUGAAAUGUCGCAUCAUUAAAUUGCAAUAUUCAGUGUGUGAACUACCUUCUCUUUUACCAAUACAAACAGUCUUUAACCCCCUGUUGCUAUUUGAUGUGAUGCUGGUGCAAGUCAGAAGUGCAUACAUCUAUAUUUAUAUAUAUAUAUAUAAUGUAUGAACAGCAGGAAAGCCAUUCUGUUUCAUUUCAGGCCCAAUAGUAUCUCCAGGAAUAAUUGAUGGAGCUCGUGUGAUUUGACCAUAAUGGAGGCAAAUCUUGCAUUUGCAUCGGCAGUAAAUGCUUAAAAGCAAGUUUUGCUGAGUUUUUUGUGAGGCACAAUCCUCGAGGUAAUUGGGUACAUUGUGCCGCAGCUUCACCGUAUAAAUUACAUAAUUCCAGUCUUCAUUCACUCAAAAUUAAACCCAUUUCAUCUUUGUAGACUUGCCGCCAUCGUUUGAGCUGCACACACUUCAUGGUUGUUGUUUUUUUUGUAAUAACAAUAACAUUAAAACCAUUCAUCGCUGCCUCCCAGGAUUCCUCCGGACAUUCUGACAGUGUUGUAGCUGCGUUCCGAGGGCUGCAUGUUUUGGCUGUGUGCUGGCUCCAGAUUUAGGUGUAAAAUAGUUUGUGGUGAUGUUUUCAGUUCAGCCAGUGAUGCUUUAUUUUCAGUGAUGUAUUUUUAUAUGGCCAUGGUUUGUUUUAUUUUCAUUUUCUUUUGUUAUUUAAUCCAAUAGUUGCCAUCGUGAACAUUAAAAAGGCACUUUGCUAUUGUCAGUUUAUUGCAAUAAAAUACAUUCGGUGCAA